Molecule: messenger RNA, 1251 nt
Organism: Pocillopora verrucosa
Lineage: Eukaryota; Metazoa; Cnidaria; Anthozoa; Scleractinia; Pocilloporidae
Product: melatonin receptor type 1B-B-like
Biological process (GO): G protein-coupled receptor signaling pathway; phototransduction; cellular response to light stimulus
Cellular component (GO): plasma membrane
Molecular function (GO): G protein-coupled photoreceptor activity
Source: RefSeq, a predicted model, not a curated record
GGAGUUGUUAUUUGGCCCUACAACUUCCAACUUGAUGAGAAUGAUAACAACGAUGACAUACAGACAUCUCUAAAUAUUCAUUAAUUGCAAUGUGUUUAAAGAUAGGAUGUGAUGGAAAAUAACAUUUGUUUUUCGUUGUUGGUAGACAGUCUUGGUAAUCGUGCACACCAGCGGGUUUCGCCGAUCUGUGCUUCAAAAAGUCGACAUCAAAGACUGUGCAAAAGUGUAAGUUACUUAUCUUUUCGCUGAGCUUAUUGACCAAAAGCAGCGAUGACAAGUAAACUCUCCCUUGAGCUUGCCACAAGAGAGGAGGCGUUAGUUUGGACUGAAACAGUUCUGUUUGCUUUUACCAAUGUUGUGGCUGUCUUCGGAAAUCUUCUCACUUUUUACGCCGUGUACAGAAACCACAGGCUGCGAACAAUUCCCAACAUGUUCGUGAUAGCUCUGGCUGUGAGCGAUAUUCUGAUGUGUACCUGCUGUAUGCCUUUUACAGUUGUCGCUCUGUUCCAUGGCCGGUGGAUAUUUGGCGAAUCUUACUGUCUCUUUCAAGGUUUUGCCGUGCUGACUUUCGGAAUUGUCGCCAUGGUUACCAUGGGUGUUAUUGCGGUCAACCGAUUCUUCUGCGUUGUAAAACCAGAGAAGUAUCUCUUGUUGUUUAAGAAGCAAAGAGCGUUGAUAUACAUUGUCAUUGUGUGGUGCCUGGCUUUCGCCGGAUCUGUGCCCCCGUUUUUCUUUGAGGGCAAAAAUAGCUUUAAAUUCCAGCCUGGAAAAGCAAUGUGUUUGUACACGUUUGAAAGCAACAUGGCUUACACUGUUACAAUCGAAUGUGUUUACAUCGCAGCACCCUUAACAAUCAUAGCGGUCUCCUAUGUCAAAGUGUUCCGCUCAGUUUCAAGAUCAAAUCGUGUUUUCUGUCCAGGCGUUAACCCCAGUCAACUCCGCGCGAAUGUGGAAGAAGCAAAAGUAACGAAAACUUUAGUAGCAGUUCUGCUUGGCUUCGCGUGCUGCUGGCUUCCUAUCUCAGUCGUGGAUAACGUGGACGCCGCGCGCGGAGAACCCACGAUACCACGACAGGUUUACUUGACGUACGCGUUCUUGGUUUAUCUGAGUAACGCUAUCAACCCAUUCAUUUACGGUAUCAUGAACAGACAGUUCAGGCAAGAGUUCAAGGCCCUUUUGCGCAAGAUUACUUUCUUUCGGCGCCAAAAUGGCAAUAACAACAGCAGCCACAACGUUGAAAGUCAUCCAUAA